Biomphalaria glabrata is the source of this 6109-nucleotide messenger RNA. RefSeq lists its product as uncharacterized. Gene Ontology annotation, molecular function: tumor necrosis factor receptor binding. Lineage: Eukaryota; Metazoa; Mollusca; Gastropoda; Planorbidae. The record is from RefSeq and is a predicted model, not a curated record. The transcript is spliced from 4 exons. Gene Ontology annotation, biological process: immune response. Gene Ontology annotation, cellular component: membrane. The coding region runs from base 1102 to 2211 and encodes 369 amino acids.
CUUACUUCUAUUGACUAUUAGUUUAGUAAUCUACUUAGCCGAGUUGCUCAUACAACUUCUAAGCUGUGUUUACUCUUGAAUGUUAAAAAACUGAAAAUAGUCGUCUGCUGCUUUUUAGCGGAACAAACUUUUUUUUAGUUAGAGCUUGGCUUCGUGCAAAUUAACACCGUUGCUUACAGGUGGCUGUGUGAUCACAUGUUUAGCGUGGUUCUGUUUCGCAAGUGAUUUGAUUUUUCUUUAUUUUAAAUUUAUUCAUAUUUUGAAAACCAUAAUUAUUCACUGGAAACUAAAAAAAAGAUGCAGAAUUCGUUGAAAGUGUUGCCAACUACGUUAGAAUAUCCAGAUUAGAUCUAGACUUUAUAUAACAAAAAGACUAGUUGCUUUUAUUUUGUUCUAUAGGGGCCUAUUUGGUGCGUUAUCUCGCCCUCGUGAGUUGAACUUUUUUCAUGAAGUGCUCGCUCGCCAUGUUCUCAUGUAAAACAAGCGCUGUUUGUUCUUUAUAGUGUCGCUUCCAUCCAGACUCGGAUGACUGCUUUAAGCAUUGACCUGUGUCCAUCUCAGCCAGGCCCGGAAAAGGAUUCGCGCCUCACUGGCGCAGAAGAGCACUUUUUUUAUCCUCGCCCGAUUGAUAAAUUGUAGGACAGGAAGAGGAAUGAACUUCUUGUGUUGUACAUUUUGAUUAUGAUGGUUGCCUAAUCGAACUAAGUAGGCCUACAGGACAUAUAGAUCUUAUAUCGGCCAACUCAUAAACUGGUGCCUUAUCGAUUUCCGGAAGUGAGGUACGCUUAUGUCCUUGUAUAAGUGAGCGGGGGUAAAGAUAUUUGCUCACGUGCUGCUUGCAAUACAAGUUUAGCGGACAGUGAGGGUGUGCGUGGGCGCACAUGUUUACCGUGGCAUUCAUUCACCGGCCCAUGACAAGAAAGGACUUUGAUAAAUAAACACCGGUUGUCCUCGCUGCCGGACUUAAGGGGUGUUUUCUUUGUUAAUUGCAGGCAGAGAAUCUAGAACUUAAGUUUCUGGGGUUUUUUUUUUUUGAGUGCUCAAUUCUUCUGUUUGGCUUUACGGUCCGUUCAGCGUGUGAGUGAUUCAUUUGUUUGAUUCAUGAGUUCAGAUGAUUUACUUGUGAACAACAGUUAUUCGCCUUUGAUGUCGCUGGGACCAGAAGAAACAACGCCGUAUUGGAAUAUAGGUCACAGCAUAACUGAGACGUCUUUUACUGCCAUGGCCAAGGACACACGAGUGACCUUCGACCCCGCCGACGUUCCCGCCAACAAACCGAGCCACAAAGUGCACUGCCACAGAGCAGCCGACAGACAGAUCUCGUACGAGGACGCGGAGAACUGCGUCAACGAGAUGAGCGAGUCGUUUCCCGCCCUCAGCACCCGGGCGCACCGGAUCAUGCGACAGGUGUCCGGCUCCUUCAACAGUAGGACUAUUAAGGUGGCCCUGAUCCUGUCCGUCAUAUUGAACUUGCUCCUCGCGGUGCCCUUCGGGAUCUUUUUCGGGUUCUGGAUGUCGCAGAGGCACACGGCGACGUCCUCUCUUACAGCGUCCACCUCAUCGUCAUCGUCCUCGGCGGACCUAGCGCCAAACUGUGUACUGUGUUCUUCCUUGAACUCUCUGGAGCUGAAGAACCGCAUUAGGAUAAGGUUUAACCACGGGACGAUGUGCUGCUUGGAAGAAAAACAUUCUUUGAACGAUCCUGACCAGUUGUUCCAGAUGUUCAAAGAUCUAUUCCCAUGUAAAGGAGGCAACAAGGACUCCUAUGCUCAGUUUACUUUGGAUGUUAAGAAAACAAAGUCAAAGUUUGAAUAUAUCAAAGAUUCGCCAGAUAAAAUUUUUCACUGGGUCAACAAUGGCGAAAUUGGGAAAAGUAUUAGAAACUUAAAUGGAACGGUACAAGUUCUCCAGGAUGGAAACUAUUACAUUUUCAGCCAUUUGACCUUCAGCAGCAUGGACACACCCUUAGCAGAAGGUGUUGAGGAAAAAAUUGUCACGCAUUCUAUCGUGAAAAAACCAGUGUCGAGCAGGAAAGGAAGCCCAACCCUUUUGAUGGACCAAUUGACAGUGAAGAAGCAGGAGAUCAGGGGCAGCACAAACAGCGGCGUGGUUUUUCUUGAAAAGGGGGAGGAGAUUUUCGUUUACGCCUCAGUGCCGAACCUGCUCAAGGACGCCGAGUAUGGCAACGUGUUUGGAUUAUUUCUCAUUUGAGAGCUUAUCAUAAGUGUUGUGCAUUAACUCAUCCAGUGAAAGUGGAGAUAUUGGACGGAGCAACAGUGAACAGACUUUUUGUUUUCCUUGCGUUAAUGUUUUCAUGUCCUUCCUGCUAUUGUUGAAUGCUGUGUACAUCUGUUAUACUGUAAAUAUGUAUAAAACAAACAAACAAUCAUAAUAAUAAAAAAAACGUUUAAAUAUAAAAUUUUUGUAAACAAAGUCAUAAACUAAGAAGUCACAAUUAAUGUUCAAAUAACUAUGUAUGCAAAGCUAAGGUGAAUCUGAUAUUCAGUAAAUCUGCUUUUUAAGUGUCCUAGUGAAGAGGAAAAGUUUUUAAACUGCUAAGUGUUUUCUCCCUCUUCCUUUCUCUGUAGCUGAAAACAAAAUUAAUAGAAAUUGAAACCCAAUGUGAAAUUGUAUUAUUUUAAGGGGAAAUUUGUUUCGUUAAUUUACGACAAAUGGGUUAUAAUUUUGAUACUAUUCACAUUGUUAAAAUGCUGAAAAAAGCUACUGACCUUCAGCACUGUGACCAGCAUUACGCCAUUGUCCUUCAAUGUCUGCUGUCUGUUAGGAGAUAUUUAUAUUUAUAUUCCUUGCAUUCCAGAAUUUCCUGUGUUGCUCCUCAAUAUGGGUUGCUGUGGAGACAUAUCAUCGUGAUAGCCUUUAAUUUAAAAUUUAAAUGUAGAAGAUAUUUUCUACCUGUGUGUGUGUGUGGGCGUGUGCAUGCGUUCAAUAAAAUUUUCUUUUUUUGUUUCCAUCGGCCAAAAAUUAAAAGAUAUGUUCUGACAUUGCCACAUGCAUCUAUGUAUAUAUUUAAUAAAUAUUGUGUAAGUAUUUAAUGAUGAAAUUGAACAGACUAAUUUAUUCUAUGUCCACGCAUACGUUUAAACUUUGUAUGUAUGCGUUUUUACAUCACUCUUUUUUCAACCUGUUUUUUUUUUUUUAAAACAAACAUUGUUAACACUUCUGCUGAAUGACACGCGUCUCCAUCUUCUCUGUUUGCUUUGUUAUACUAUAAAAAAUCUUCCUGUAAUCUCCAGAUUUCUGAAAUCUGUCUUCAGUUUUUCUAACUUAUUUUUCUCCCCUUUCCAGUGUACUGGGAAAACAAAUUUGAGCUUAUUAUAGUUGUGGCCAGACUUCUUUGACCCGGCUGGCAGGACAUAUGAAUUUCCAACGCGCAUGCCAGGGGCUGCAUUGGUGAAAAAAUUGUCUAGUACAAUUGAACCUCUGUGGCCUUAUUAUUUAUAUGGACAGACUUUUUGUGCAGCCAAAUAGCAUUAUGUAAGGGGCUGGAUAUAGCCCACUGGCUGUAGUUUGUACAACACAGUUUAUAGAGUAUCUUAAUAUGACCAAAAGCCUAUUGUUUUUAAUUUUUCCAUGUGAUGUCAAACACUUAUGAAAAGUCCAGGAUAAGAACAGAGCAGUCUCAGGGUCAGCAGCAUAUCCUCCCCCCCCCCCCCCCCCCCCCGGCCUCUUUUUUCAUAGAACUUUCAAUCACAUCUGUUAAGAAUAAAGAAUUGCUACUACUAUGAAGUUAAUGUAGGUAAGAUUAUUAGGUAGAUACUUUUUUUUUUCCAUAGUAUUUAAAGUUACUUUUAGUUGGUAAUUAGGUAUGAACUUAAUGUUGAAGUCAUAUAUUGGUCAGUGAUGAAACAAGGGUAAUUACCAAACAAAUUCUGCAUUUCGAUUACCUCACGUCUGGUUAUACGGUGUAUCCCAGCAUUCUGUGGACCAAUCAGACUAAAUAACAUAAAACACAUUCCAUGUAAUUUAACUUUUUCAGGCUGAACACUUUGCAGGAACACAGCUUCCUGUUUGUUUUUUUUGUUUUUUUUUUGUGCUUUUUUUUUCAACAUUUUGAGACUGAUGAGAAAAUGUAUUAAAACUUAUGAACUUAAAAAGUUUAACUUUCAAUUAAUAUCAACUGACCCCGCCCUUAGCCUCUUCUAUUUUCAAUCUUUUUUUUUUUUAAAUUUUGAAACAGUAUUUAUGUGUAUUUCAACAUGAAAGAAAAAUAACAAUACUGGAGAAACUUGCAAAAUUGGACAAUAAAUUCAUUUUACUCAUGUAUGUAGAUGUAGAUAGAGUUACCUACUUAAAUGUGUUUGUUUUUUUCUGUGUUUUUUUCAACAGAGUAUUUGUUAAAUGCAAAUAUGUGAUGACGUUGCUAAACAUGUUGUUUUUUUUCCUCUAUCAUUAGCCCUAGAUAUUGAGUUUAGGGACAUUUGCAGAUGUUUUAAUUAUGCUUAUGAAUUUUACAACUCUUUGAGUGAUACUUCUGAAGCAAAGAUCUAUAGGUCUCUAACAAGAUGUGAUUUGUAUGUUCAUCAAAAGAUGAUUAUGGUGGUUAGUACUCGGGAACUUUAGUAACAAAAGAAAUUUGUUGGAUUCACUAUUGUAUUCACUUUGAUUAUAUCAUGUGUUCAUGUCACUUAUCAUUGAUUCAGGGGUUCUCACACUUUUUAUAAAUCAGUACCUUUUUUUUUUUUUUGCGAGUUUAAAUUUGCUUAAGAACCAUCAAUAUAAAAAACACAGAUGUGUGUUGUGACAUCCAGGAAUUUAAGAAAUCGGAACGUCACGAAAAUGCCCUUAGCCAAGAAAUGUGAGAAUCCUUGAGUGUGGGUCAUUUCAUAUUGAAUUGGCCAAGUCAUUUAUAAUGAUAUUUUGUACAAAGAUUUGCUAAAUGCUUUGCUGGGCCGUUCGCUUGAUAGUCAGUUUAAAUAGUUAUAUUUAUUAUGUUUAUAAAUAUAUAUUUUUUUUUAAUCAUUUUCUAAAAUGACUUGUGUCCUCUUUUUCAAGACAUGGCAUUUUUUAAAAUCACUCUUAUGACAAUUCAGUGCUUGUAGUGAGAGAUUUUCAAAAGCAAUUUUUUUUUUUUUUAAUUUCUACCAUGAAAAAAGUUUUGAAGAAAGAUGGAUCGAAUAAACGAAAACAUGUUUUACAUGUGAUAUGAUGCUGACCUCUUGACUCUGUGAUACAGCAACAUAGAACUUAAAGAUUAUGUUUUCCCUUUGAUGAGAUAUUUGUCAAAAACUCAUGCGGUCAUUAAAAAUGAACUUUUUAAUUUACUGGAAUUAUUCAUUUUCGAUACACUUUGUUAUUCUGAUUUACGAUUUUUUUCUCUGGCUUGUGUAAACUUUCAAAUAUUUCUACAUUCGGUUCUAAAUUUGGUCACUGGGCAUCUAAAUAGGCUACUAUGUUUAAUUAAGAAAGAAAAUUCUUUUUCUUCUUAUAAUUUUUUGGACAACACGAAAAAAUUUUUUUUCAAUUCUUUACAUUAUGGGUUGAAAAGUUCAUUACAAAAAAAAAACAACACUUAAUGUAAAUGUUCAUUGGACAAUCAACUUUAAAGACUACUUAAUCAAAAAAACAUACUUAUACAUGAUUUUCCGUUCGGAAAUUUCCUUCAAUGAUAUGUUAUCAAGUUAAUUGAUUCGUAAAUCUUUUUUUUUUUUUCCUGCCAUGGACAACUGGAAUUUUGUUUUUAGAUGAAUACGAGACAUGCUGUUUUGAAUUUAAAAUUAAUUUUAUGUACAGAAUUUAAAAUUUUUUUUUAAAAUGACUGUUACUAUGUUGUGAAAAUAAUGAUGUGAUGCUGGCUAAGAUGUGUGCGUGUGUGUGUAUUGUAUGGGCUAAUGUUAGCGUUUGAAAUUAUUUAUUGAGUGUGUGGCUAUAUUUUUCUGUGUGGACAUUUCCGAAAGGUGUGAGUGAGGUGCGUGUGUGUGUUUGUGUGUGGGUAUGUGAGAAUGAUGAAAAUGAAAUGCUAUUCUCACCUUCUAUUAUGGUCUGGUUGAUUUUUAUGUGCAUGCCUCCACUGAAAUACUUUUAUUGUUGACAUUUGAACAUAAAAAAUAAAUUUUUUGAAAAAAAAAAUUAAAAUUGAACUUCAACAAAA